Messenger RNA from Mugil cephalus (flathead mullet), 2077 nucleotides. RefSeq names its product ribonuclease P/MRP 38 subunit (gene rpp38). Gene Ontology annotation, cellular component: ribonuclease MRP complex; fibrillar center; nucleolar ribonuclease P complex. The coding region runs from base 431 to 1288 and encodes 285 amino acids. The transcript is spliced from 2 exons. Gene Ontology annotation, molecular function: ribonuclease P RNA binding; ribonuclease P activity. The record is from RefSeq and is a predicted model, not a curated record. NCBI's taxonomy places the organism in Eukaryota, Metazoa, Chordata, Actinopteri, Mugiliformes, Mugilidae. Gene Ontology annotation, biological process: tRNA 5'-leader removal.
AAUGCGUUUUGUUUUUACAUUCUUUACUUUAGCAAAAGUAGAAAUUAUAAUCUUUUUUUUAAACUUCAUUAUUCCUCCAUAGGAUGAAAUACACCUAUGUAUCCACCACAACUGUAUUAUACAAAUACACAAAUCAUUUUCUAUAUCUUUGGAUCACAAUUACUGAUUUAUUUUAGUUGGGACUACGGGGCAACGCCCGAGGCUCUAGUUUUAAUUGUUGUUUUAAUCCAUUGAACGGAGGCAUAGAUGUCAUGGCGGCCCUUCGACACAGGUAGGCGCUGUUGUCAGGUUUUAAAUAAAGUUAUUUAAAUUCAAACAAAAUGGCGGCGCCCUGUGGUCCCACCGUGCCGUUUCACUGGCGACGUUAAGGCAGCAAAACUUUAAAAAAUAAACGGAAAUAGCUUUCUCUGAAUAAAUUUCCAGAUGAGUCAUGGCGACUCCAGUAAAGCCAACUAAGAAGGAAACGAAAAAGUACAUUCCGACUAAGACUUCCUUCACCUCACCCUUCACCCCAAUAUGGAGCCCACUUCCCCAAGAAGACAUGCAUUUCAUCCUGAAUACUUUGAAGGACAAACUGACCUCCACAGGCCUCGAGAAGAGAGGGGUUAAAGUGUUUCGGCCGUGGAGGAAGAAGAAAGAGCAGAAACCCGCCUCCCCGUCAGAACCCGUUCUCCAAGCGAGCCGGGACGAACCAGGGCGCGAGCCGGUCAAAAACGGCUGGACAGAUGUGGCGGCCAGACAACAGCUGGCCAUUGGCAUCAACGAGGUCACCAAGGCUCUGGAGAGGAAUGAGCUCAGGCUGCUGCUCGUGUGCAAGUCAGUGAAACCGAAGCACAUGACGGACCACCUGAUAGCUCUGAGCGCAACGAGAGGUGUGCCGGCCUGCCAGGUGCCUCGUCUGAGCCAGAGUGUGUCAGAGCCGCUGGGGCUGAGAAGCGUCCUCGCUCUGGGAUUCAGACGGUGUUCCUCCACGGAUGGUGAGGUGUUCGCGGACACUGUCGAUGCCAUUAAACCCAGAGUGCCUUCACUCAACGUUGCGUGGCUACAAGGGGCGGCGCCUACAGUGGUUCCUCAAGACCCUGCUGGCGGAGAGGAGAAAGAGGAGAAGAUGGAGGAGGGGGAAGAAGUCGGGGAGAUGAGAGGCCAAAAACGGAAACUGGAGAGUGAACGUGAGGAGGUCACAGAGUCUCCGUCCUCCGUCACUCUGCAGCCUCUCAAAGUAAAGAAAAUUGUUGCCAAUCCUGGAAAGAAAAGGAAAGCAAAGCCUAAGAAAAAAACUGUCAAAUGAAACAGAGACUCUGGUUUGAUCAUUAAAUGGCCGUUCCUAUGUUCUACAUGCUGUUACUACUUGUGACACCUCAUCGUCCCUUCUGGUCUCCAUGGAGACAGAUGAGUAACUUUUCCUGCUCUUUUUUUUUUUUUUUUUAUUCUUAAAGGACUUUUGGAAGCUAAAGGAGGUUACUGUUUAACUUAGUUGGCAUUGUUUUUUGUUUAUAUGUAUAUAUAUGCCUUUAUUGCAAUGAAACCUACUGAAGAUUUAUAAUUCAUUACAUCUUCAAGAAGAUUCAAGAAUCUUAUAUAAAUUUUGGAUGUUGGCUCCUGGCGAAACUAGUGCAAAUAUAAUUUCAUGCGUGGGGGACUCCCAAUAAAAUAUUUUACAAAGUUACAUUUUCAGUUUAUUGACACUGUCUCAAAGAUGUUAAUUCUACAUUAUUAUUAGGUUGGACCAGAAUUAGAGAGAGAAAGGAUGUUCUUAAGUGUCAGGCACCUGGACAUUGGUUCCUGUGUGUUGGUGGGAAGGAGUUCGGAGGCCAGAUAGAGACCAGUGUUUGAGGCGUGGCAGGCUGUGUUGUCCUGCUGAGGAUGGCCGCUGCCACCAGGGGGCGUCUUUGCUGCGUCUUUGUGGUGGAGGUGCCUGGUCAGCAGUUUAGGUGGUAGUCCAAUUAACACGCAAAAGACUCCCAGGGCUACACAUCUCCCAGCAGAACAUUGUAUCCUGAUGAGAUGAUCACUGCUGAUAGUAACAUUUUUUUAAUUUCAAAACAUCUGAUGUGUGAUUAAAGAAACUCAUCACUCA